Molecule: messenger RNA, 5301 nt
Organism: Corticium candelabrum
Lineage: Eukaryota; Metazoa; Porifera; Homoscleromorpha; Homosclerophorida; Plakinidae
Exons: 19
Coding region: 183-5153 (1656 amino acids)
Biological process (GO): lipid transport
Molecular function (GO): lipid carrier activity
Source: RefSeq, a predicted model, not a curated record
AGGUUUUUCAAAUCCCAUCUUUCUUGUGCAAUAAUGAGGGUGUGUUCUUCACCUCAUGUAUGCUCUAGGUGCUAAAUCAUCAUGAUAGCAUUGUUAGGAUAGGAGAGCUGCUUUUUAUGACAGGUACAUCCACAUCCUCCUCUUUCUGUCAGCCGCCACUCCAGUGAACACAUCAACCAGGCAUGCAGGUCCUGUUGGCUGUUGUGUUGGUUGGUUUGACUCAAGGAACCUCUAUUGUUUCAAGGCUUCCUUGUAACAGUAACAGGCUUUUGACAUAUGAAUAUCGUGUUGUUGCUUACAAUGGGAUUCCUGGCACUUCAGAAAAUGUUAGCGGAGUUCAGAUGAACAUGACAUUUUCUGUGACAUCCUUUCCUGAGUCAAAUCAAUUUCAACUAAGGAUUCAUAAAUGUGCAAGUGCUCCACUUCAAGCUACUUCCAUUAAAGACACCGAAGUGUGUAAUCGGUUAAUCGAGUGGGUCCUGCCAUUUGACAUGAAAAAUGAUCAAGUUACUGCCAUCUAUCCUGAACCUCGUGAAGAAGAACAUAUUCUGAACUUAAAGAGAGGAAUCAUUAGUGCCUUUCAAGUUAGUCCCAAAGGAGAGAACAAUGUCCAAGUGGUUGACGAGGUUGAUGUCUUAGGAACAUGCACAACUGAAAUAACAGAGUCCCACGCAGAAGAGGAAAUUGAGAUACUGAAACGUAGAGAAACUGAGAAAUGUGAGGGUCGACCCAAGCACACGAUUAUGGUCCAAAGUCAGACUCAAGAGGCCAAGUUUGCGUAUGGAAUUAUGACUGCUGUCUACAGACUGAACAGUAUGGGUGACAUCAAGUUGGCCGAGCUGAUUCAAGUUGAAGAACUGGCUCCAUUGACCAAGGAAGCUGGCCAUGUUGUUACGCACAUCAACCAAACAUUCUGGCUUGUGAAUGAUGAGUGCGAUCGUUCAGUUUCUGUGAUCAAUGUAAAUGGCAGAGACAACAGACAACUGUCCUUCAACUACAGCAUUUCUUCACCGGAACCAUUGAGCACCAAGUUGGAUGCUAGAUCCCUUAUUGAACAAAUAACUACUGCAGAUCCAAAAGCUGUUCCACACAUGUUCUUACAAUUGAUCUCGGCAAUGCGAGAGAUGAGAUUGAAGGAGCUCAGAGAACUCAGGACGAAUGUUCAGAAUAAUGACAAGCAGUUUUCUGUUUUCCUCGAUACCUUGCCAUUUGUUUUCACCAAUGCUGCAACUGAUCUAAUCGUGGAAUUGGCUAGACCAAAGUCCAAUUUGAUCAAGACGCGAAAAACAGCAUUGGCACUCAGCUUGGCUGCUGCACCCAUUCAAUUUGCCAAUCCAUGCAGGCUACUUGAGCUAACUCUGGAACUGGCCGAGAAAUUAGACAGUCGUGAAAGCACUCUUACACUGGGUACUGUUAUCAACAGGGUUCAUGAAUCCCAUCCAUAUACUUGUCAAGUGCACAUUGAUAAGGCUCUUCAAUAUCUUAUACAUGAGGCAGAAACUGCACUUCAUAAACUACCUUUUGACUACAAUCCAUCAGAAUUUCCCAGACAGUUUAAGUACCGUGCACAUUGGGAGCGAGCUCUUCAUGUCAUUAAGGCUCUUGGAAAUGCUGGAAUUCCUACGACAAUCUCAUUGCUGGAAAAAUAUGUAAACACAAAGACAUUAUUGAUUGAAGGUCGAGUUGCUGCUAUUAAUGCCCUGCAACGAAUAGGAAGGAACAGUCCAUUGAGGGUUCGUGAACUUGCACUUCGACUGUACCUAGCAAGAUGGAAUGAAAACGAAAUAAGAACGGCUGCUUUUGCAAUAUUCAUGGAAGUUGUACGUCGUGACUUUGUUCAAAGUCACCAAAUGAGACAAGCACUGAUGCAAGUUUCUCGAGAAUCAGACAACUCAGAAGUCUUGAGUUACGUCUGCAGUUUCCUGAAAACUCUACAACACACUCGUGAUCCAUCUUUCAGAAAUCUACGGUCCAGUGUGUUUUAUCAUGGUAAAUGGACAAACGCAUUUGCAAAGUGCAGAAGUGCAAGCCAUUCGUUCUUUUCAUCGCACUACCUCCACUAUUACAAGUCGAUGGGAGAUAUGCUUAACCCACUGCCACGUGAUGCUAUGGGAGCUUCGUUGUCCCUUGAUUAUGUGUCAACUAGUGCGAGUCGCAUCCCGCGCUUUGCAAGAAGCAAGAUAAGAGCUCAUUUGUUUGGAUAUGACAUGGAUAUUAUGGAGGCUGGUGUGCGAGCCACUGGCAUUGAGAAACUAUUAUGCACUGUGCUUCUGGGAUCAGAAGGCUACCUUCGCCUUGGAUCAUUUGCUAAAGAUGCGUAUGACCACCUGUGUGGUACUCACGAUGAAAACACUAGCAUUUCUGUCUACUUGAAAGCAAUGGGCGAUGAAGUCUUGUGGAAUAACUUUAGACCACACACAAAUUUAUCCAAAAUUGACACAACCCGUAAUCGCAUUAUUGAUUUCUUUACCAAAGAUCGACCUUUCCGAAGAGAAUUUCAGUCUAUAGUAAACUACUUCUUCAACAGUGGAAGUUAUUUGCUUCACAGUAACAGUGUGUACUUCAACCACACAGCCGGCUUCUUGGACAUUCGAAGAGUUAUUCCUACCAUUGUUGGCAUGCCAAUUAAUCUGACUGUAGCUGCUGCUGGCCACAUACGAUUCAACCUUUCUACAUAUGCCACCUACCACAAUGACCAUCCUGUACUCGCAAUGAUUCCUGCCAGAUGGCGAAAAUGGUUACCAAAGAUGUUUAAUCAAGAAGAAAAAGACUUUGUUGAAGGAUACAUCAACAUUCAUCCCAAGAUCAUCAUGGCAACAACAGUUCAAGUUUUGCUUGACGACUAUGAGUACAAACCACAACUGAACUUCUCUGCUGAGUGCAGCUCGAUGUUUCAUCAAAAUGUUUCUGCUGUGAUAUAUGGCAACCAUUCCACAUUCAUUACGAUCCAUGAAAUGCCAGAAACUGAGACAGUUAUUUUCAAUGCCAGCUACAGUCAGUCUGCAGUAGUUAAUGGCAAGUCUCAGGAGCUUCAAACAGAUCGCACUGAUAAGGAUACUAUUCAUAUCAAAUCUUAUGACCUCAUCGGCCUUGAUAUGUUUGUCAACUUCAGCUCUGCCGACAGAUCUGACCGUCCUAUUGCUCCUAUGCUACCACCAGCUGGUCCAGCAACAAUGUCUCUCUCUCUAAAGCGACCUAAUGCCAACAUGAGCAAGAUAGUCUUCUCUUUUACCACAAGCGGAUUCAAACUUGGGAAUGUUUCAACAUCUGCUAGCCUAGAUGCUGUUGGAGCUGGAAGGUCUAUCAAUGGUUCUCUGAGGUGGAGCCUUGCAAACAGGCGUUUUAUAAUUAAUGGUUCUCUCAACAGUGCUCUUGCUAACUCGUCCACUGUUGUUAUUGUAAAUGCCAGUUCUCAACUGAGCAUUGACAGCUAUGCAAACUUUAAUUCUAGUUUGGCCAAUUUCACUGUAGGUUUUGGUCUAAACACUACCCAUAUCAAUGCCAAUUCAUCACUGGUCAUUGGGAAGCAUCGUAUCUACCAGGCUGCACUACGAGGUUCUCGUAGACAAUUCUAUAAUGGCAACUUGUCAUUCUACCUUUUCAUUGGCGAUAAACAAAUACCACAUACUUAUGACAUGACUGUCAACCUAAGUAAAUGGCGUGCCAAUAUUACUGGACAACUCCUGCUGAGUGGUGAGAGUGAACCACACACAGUAAUUGUUGGUGGUUCUUUCGGAAAGUACUAUCUCAAUAUGACUGGACUUUUCAAAUCGGCUUCAGAAUGUGAACUAUAUCAAAUGGGAUUCAAUGGAUCUUACGAACAAGGAAACAUCGGAAGUCAUUUCAUGAUUGACUUGCCUCAUAUCCUCAAUCGCCGUGAUGUAUACCUCAAUGGAUCAGUUGGUUUAGUGUUUGCAUAUCUUUCAGCAGCCAUUUACCAAAUGGAUCAAGAAAAACCUGACAAAAUAAAUAUCAAUGCUCACAUUAACAGCAAAAUCUAUGCAAUAAUGAAUGGAUCUUUGAUUCUUGCAGAUGAUAAUCAAGCACACUGGUCAAUUAAUACCACACUGAAUAAGUGGUCAGUUGAGUCCAAUACUCAUCUGCAGGUCAUGAACAAAUCUGACAGUAACAUGAGAGUAUCGGUAAACUAUCGAAGAAACAGAGUUAGUGGAUUAGCCCAGAUUAAUGUUCCUAAUCUUUUCACAAAUUAUUCAAACGGAUUUUCAAAUAUAAACGAUGUGACAUGGUUCUUUCAAAAGAUCUCACACAUCCUCCACCAGCAAAACCUAAGUAGAGAAUAUAACAUUACUGUCAAGGGUGAGCUGGACAAGUGGUACAGCAAUGUUUCAAUGUAUGUGUACAGGGCGAGAAAUGAACAUCACUAUCUGAACUUCAAUGGUUCCUUUGCUAAAUGGUACAUCAAUGGGACAGCUCUCCUUCGUCCAGUAAACUACACAAAGCCACAUCUUGUACAUCUCAGCGGUGACAUUGGAAAAUACUUUCUAAACGGAUCAGUUGUCUUUAACAAGGGAUGUAAUAGAUCCGACCUCAGAACAUGUGAGGGACCCUACCGCUUUCAUGUCAAUGGUUCUGUUGGAAAAGUGUUUGUCAAUGCCACAGCUUCCUGCCAACUGCCAAGUGAUGUUAGACCUCAUAAUGCUACACUAUGGGCAAACGUUGGAAAGUGGUAUAUGAAUUUGUCUGCAACUACUGAACUGAAUCUGAACAGUGAAAUCUGGGGUAAACAUCACUAUGUUCGAUCCAAUGUGUCGCUUAAUGGUAGGGCAAUUCAAUGGUCAGCCAAUUCAAGUCUACUUGAAAUACCAAAUGUGAGGAAAUUCCUUCGAAUGCAUAGCAUAUAUAGAUUGGAAACAAGCACCAAUGAACAGCCAAUACCAUCCAGUAGGGAAACUGAAGAAAAUAGAUGUCAAAUUGUGAAGGGAUUUGUGCAACACGAAUACCUACAAAAGAAAUGCAGAGGUGCAAUUGAGGAGCAAAUGUGCAGUAGUGGAUGUGAAACUUUGUAUUCUACCUACACAAGAUUGAUACUGGCCAAGUGCAUUAAACAAGAUGAUGGAGAAGAGAAAUAUGACAACGCAUCUCCUACAUUGUUGGAAGUGCCUGUGUUUUUGGGUUGCAAGAGACAAGUGUAAGACAGAUUUGGAGUGCAUGCAUUGCUUCAAAAUGACUCAUUGACAACACUGUUUGCACUUUGUUAACUCUCAUGAGAGAGAACACGGUUCACUGUUAUGUCUGUGUCAUUGCAAUAAAACAUCAAUAUUUGUGUUGAUGCAUAUAUAA